AUGGAAUGUUUCAGUGUUAUACAGGACUGUAUCUUACAGAAUGCAGCGAAGAAUCAUUCGCUUACAAUGGAGAUGCUGCGCAAAGCGAUAGCAGAGCUACUCAUCGAUAUUGGAAUGUCAAACAGCAAAAUACGCAGCACAGGGGAAGAACAAGGAGAAAACCUAAUGGCAAACCUCAUGUAUAACGAUAAUACUUCAGCAGUACACCAAAUUACUGCGCAGGAGGAAUCACAAGCGAACGUACAAAGUGCACUGGUCUACGAGGAUGAGGAUUUUGAGAGCGAUGAGGGUGAAUCGCUGUCCGUUAUUGAAUCAGCCGUCAGCGAUUCGGCUAAAGAUGACGAUGAAUCAGUUGCUUCGAACUAUAAAUCAGACUCAUUAACGAAUUUUAGCAAUUCUUCUGCAACCAGUGCUUCAAAAUGA
This is a messenger RNA of Gongylonema pulchrum, 423 nucleotides long. NCBI's taxonomy places the organism in Eukaryota, Metazoa, Nematoda, Chromadorea, Rhabditida, Gongylonematidae. The record is from the annotation of a GenBank genome assembly.